Molecule: messenger RNA, 1048 nt
Organism: Heterobilharzia americana
Lineage: Eukaryota; Metazoa; Platyhelminthes; Trematoda; Strigeidida; Schistosomatidae
Source: the annotation of a GenBank genome assembly
CUGGGAGCGAAUACGAACUGGUUCACAUCAGCUCCCGAGAAGAUAUUGGGUAUUGUACAGAAGUGUAGCUCUUGUUUGAACAGUCCACCGGAUAAUGACGUCAUAGUAACCAUAGUCAGAAAAUUCAACAAGAGCCAGAUGAACGUCGAUAACUCAGAAAACACCACAUCGGUCAUAGUUAUUUUUCAGUUUGAUAGGGCACUAUGCAAAAAGUUCAAUAAUGGCAUAGUCCGUCAGAAGAGUGUUAUGAGAAGUUACGGUAAUGGACAGUCAGUUGGGUUCGCUGAUGAGGUUAUAUGUUUAUCUGGUGAAUGGAAACGAAAUGCAACCAUAGGGAUCCUUCAAUUUAACUCAGCUAAAGCAGCAGAUAAAUGGCUUAACAGUGAUCCAGUAUUUCGUCAGCAUGACUGGCUUGAUGAUGCGGAGAUUUGGAUUGCCCCUUUAUCUAAGGAGAUUAAACCAUGGAAAUAUUUACAGUUGAGCUCGUUGAAAGUAACUAAUGAAGAUGAUUUCAAAAACCAGUAUUUACCAAAGUUUGAAGAAUCUGUCUCAAAUUUCGGAGGAGAACCAUUUAUCUGCUUGACUUCACACGUGGAAGUACGUCGAGGACUGAAAGAAAUGGACUAUUUGAUUAUAACAGAAUGGCCUGAUGAGGAGAGCUCCUUAAAAUGGAACCAGAGUCGUAUGUUGAAAUGCUUUAUAAAACUCCCAUUUAGUUAUCAAGUCUGUUAUUUUUCAAAGUAUACAAUUUGGAGCUUAUAAGUGAAUCAAGACUUCUAAAACUAGGACUGUUACAUGGGAUUCGAAAAUCCAAAAGUGCUUUGUAUUUAUAGCAUGUUUGAAGAUCAGUUUUAGAUUUUGAAAAAAAACAUAAGGUAUGGAGUGCCUAUAGAUCGUACAACAGUUCAUAUUUGUAGUUCAUGGCAGAAAACUUUUCCACUUAAAAGUGAAAGUUUACUCUGUUUUAAUCAUACAUUUUCCCAUCCAGUUUACACAGGUAACAAAACGUUCGCUAACCAGUAUUAAUCAAGUCCGCAAAUAAAGCUGC